Messenger RNA from Notothenia coriiceps (black rockcod), 480 nucleotides. Its product is annotated as sodium/potassium-transporting ATPase subunit beta-3-like. Gene Ontology annotation, molecular function: ATPase activator activity. NCBI's taxonomy places the organism in Eukaryota, Metazoa, Chordata, Actinopteri, Perciformes, Nototheniidae. The transcript has 4 exons. The record is from RefSeq and is a predicted model, not a curated record. Gene Ontology annotation, cellular component: sodium:potassium-exchanging ATPase complex. Gene Ontology annotation, biological process: potassium ion import across plasma membrane; intracellular potassium ion homeostasis; intracellular sodium ion homeostasis. The annotation marks the transcript as partial.
AUGGCUCCCUCAGGUCUCAUCCUUCUCUUCUACUUCGUCUUCUAUGCGUUUCUGGCGGGGAUGUUUUGUCUUACCAUGUGGGUGAUGUUACAAACUCUGGAUGAAAACAUCCCGACCUAUCAGGACCGAGUGCCCAGUCCAGGUUUGGUGAUUCGUCCUCAUGCCGCUGAAAUCUCCUUCAACCGCAGUGACCCUACAAACUACAACAAGUACACCCAACACCUGCACAACUUCCUGCAGAAUUAUAACGACAGUGUUCAGGAGCGUAACGACCUGUGUCUGGUGGGCGAAUACACGGAUCAGGACGCCGAGCCGGUGAAAAAGGUUUGCCAGUUCAAACGCAGUCUGUUACGCCAGUGCUCAGGUCUGUCGGACAGCAGCUUUGGAUACGCCGAAGGGAAACCCUGCAUCAUCAUCAAGAUGAACCGGGUCAUCGGACUGAAACCCCAAGGAGAACCUCUCAUCAACUGUACCGCCAAG